This is a messenger RNA of Galendromus occidentalis (western predatory mite), 538 nucleotides long. RefSeq names its product cuticle protein 70, isoforms A and B. The record is from RefSeq and is a predicted model, not a curated record. NCBI's taxonomy places the organism in Eukaryota, Metazoa, Arthropoda, Arachnida, Mesostigmata, Phytoseiidae. Bases 44 to 472 code for a protein of 142 amino acids. The transcript has 2 exons.
GAGGAUUCAAGUGUCUAGCCUUCGCUCGCAUCAGACAGGAAUCAUGUUCGCUCUCGCCGUCCUCGCUGUCGCUGUCGUUUCCCAGGCUUCGGCCGGAGCCCUCUAUGGAGGAUACUACGCCCCUGCUCCCUACCACUAUGCCUCCGCAGCCUACGCUGCUCCCGUUGCCUACUCUUCACCUGUCGCAUACGCUGCACCGAUCGUUAAGGCUGCUCCCAUCGCCUACGCUGCUCCCAUCGUGAAAGCUCCUCUCGCUACCUCCUACACCACGUUCACGAAGACCGUGCAUGCUCCCACUGUCUAUGCUGCUCCCAUUGUGAAGGCCGCACCCGUUCUCGCCGCCGCUCCCAUCGUUAAGGCUGCCGCUCCCAUUGCCUACGGUUACUCGGCUCCCCUCUCGUACGGAUAUGCUCCCGGCUAUUACGGCCACGGAUACGGAGCCGCCUACGUUCCCCUGAUCAAGAAGAAGUAGAUUCAGUCUAUUCUUCCCCUGUAAAAAUCAUAGCCAUCAAUAAACACAAAUCAAGGAAGUGAUCGA